CCGAAGAAGAACUGACGCCUUUGAAUUGUGAUGUUGGCAAAGAAUACUGAAUAUACCAUGGACUGCAAAAAGAAUGAAGAAAUCUGUCUUAGAAGAAGAACAACCAGAAUGCUCCCUAGAAGCAAGGAUGGCGAGACUGCGUCUUACAUACUUUGCACAGGUUGUCAGGAGGGAUCAGUCCCUGGAGAAGGACAUCAUGCUUGGCAGAGUACAGGGUCAGCUGCAAAGAGGAAGACCCUGAACGAGGUGGAUUGACACAGUGGCUUCAACAAUGAGCUCAAGCAUAACAAUGAUUGUAAGGAUGGCUCAGGGCUGGGCAGUGUUUCCUUCUGUCGUGGAUAGGGUCGAUAUGAGUCAGAGUGGACUCCACGGCACCUAAGAACAACACAACAGGAAAUUAAUACACCUGGAAACUUGUUAAAAUGCAGAUUCUGGUUCAGUAGAGGCAGUCUACCGAGCCUGCAUGUCUAACAAGCUUCCAGGUGAGGCUGAUGCUGCUACUCAUGGAUCACACUCUGAGGAGCAAGGAACUAGAUGAUUCUAUCUCAGAGAUAUGUGUGUAGAAAGAGUGGUGCUUGGUAUGGUAGUUAUCAUUAGGGAUUAGUUUGCUAACUUGGAAGGAUGGACAGAGGUGGAAAGAAUGACUGCAUUUUUAAUCCUUUGACUAUUCAGCUGAACCUAAUCUAUUGACAAAAUACAGGCUUUUAUUUAUUGUAUGUGUCAAAUACAAUACUUGUAUUUAUGUUUAUUCAUUAAAAAUUUAAAAUCUGUAGUAGUGCUGCUGGUUGAUGAUGUGUAUUCUUUUUGUAAUGUAUUACUCUUCUUUUCACUUUCUUGACAGUCACGCCAGCUACCUGGAACCAGGAAACCACACAGAGGUUUUAGAAUUUAUUCUCCUUGGACUCUCAGAAGUGGAAGAACUGCAAUCCCUUCUUCUUGGGCUGUUCCUGUCCAUGUACCUGGUCACAUUUAUUGGGAACCUUCUCAUCAUCUUGGCCACCAUCACAAGCUCCCAUCUCCACACUCCCAUGUACUUUUUCCUUGCCAACUUUUCCUUUGUAGAUAUAUGUUUCACCUCCACCACUAUCCCAAAGAUGCUGCUGAAUAUCCGCACCCAUAACAAAACCAUCACCUAUCAAGGCUGCCUUUCCCAAAUGUAUUUUUUCUUCCUUUUUGCAGAGUUAGAUAGUUUUCUCCUUUCUAUAAUGGCCUAUGACCGGUUUGUGGCCAUCUGUUACCCACUGCACUACACAGUCAUCAUGAAUCCCAGACUCUGCGGCUUGCUGCUUCUGUUGUCCUGGAUAUUGAGUGGUCUGGACUCUCUGGUACAUGGUUUGUUAGUGUUGCAACUGUCCUUCUGUACUAACUUGGAAAUUCCCCACUUCUUCUGUGAAAUCAAUCAGGUUAUUCAACUUUCCUGUUCUGACACCCUCCUCAGUGUCAUAGAGAUGUAUUUUACAACUGUGGUAGUAGCCAUUAUUCCCCUCACUGGUAUCAUAUUUUCGUAUUCUCGGAUUGUCUCUUCCAUACUGCGAAUUACAUCAGCAAGGGGGAAAUAUAAGGCAUUUUCCACUUGUGGGUCUCACCUUUCAGUUGUUUCCCUGUUUUAUGGUACAGGCCUUGGGGUCUACCUCAGUUCUGCCACUACCCAAAAUUCCAGGGCCAGUGCAAUAGCCUCAGGGAUGUACACCAUAGUCACACCCAUGUUGAAUCCCUUUAUCUACAGCCUGAGGAACAAGGACAUAAAAGGGGCAUUGAAAAGUCUUGUUGGGAUUGUCAUUUUAAAUGAGUGA
This is a messenger RNA of Loxodonta africana (African savanna elephant), 1793 nucleotides long. RefSeq names its product olfactory receptor 7A10-like. The transcript has a single exon. Gene Ontology annotation, cellular component: plasma membrane. The coding region runs from base 789 to 1793 and encodes 334 amino acids. Gene Ontology annotation, biological process: G protein-coupled receptor signaling pathway. Lineage: Eukaryota; Metazoa; Chordata; Mammalia; Proboscidea; Elephantidae. Gene Ontology annotation, molecular function: G protein-coupled receptor activity; olfactory receptor activity. The record is from RefSeq and is a predicted model, not a curated record.